This is a messenger RNA of Zootermopsis nevadensis, 7901 nucleotides long. RefSeq names its product autophagy-related protein 9 (gene Atg9). Gene Ontology annotation, biological process: protein localization to phagophore assembly site; autophagy of mitochondrion; reticulophagy. Gene Ontology annotation, cellular component: phagophore assembly site; autophagosome. The record is from RefSeq and is a predicted model, not a curated record. NCBI's taxonomy places the organism in Eukaryota, Metazoa, Arthropoda, Insecta, Blattodea, Termopsidae.
UCGCAUAAACAACGAGAAAUAUCAGUCAUUGGCGAAGGAACGAAUUGAAAAGUAAUCUGUUGUAGAACUGCAAUUUGUUUUAAGAAAUUUCAUAGUGACUUAUUAAAGCAUUACGUGAAAUAAUGACGUAGAAACACUUAAUUAGAGAGAAAUGUGCGUAUACAGCACAGAUUUGAAGAGUAAUAUAUAUCUACCUUAAGUAGCAAGAUGGCUGCCACUCUGGAAGCAAGUUAUCAGCCACUCCAGCCAUAUGGGCCAGAGUUAGGAGAACCAGAAGAAACACCACAGGACAGUGGUGUGAUGAUCCAUGUUGUUCCUGAGAAUAGUAGAGCUCGUUGGAACCACAUAGAAGACUUGGACUCAUUCUUUGCCAGAAUGUACCAUUAUCAUCAGAAACACGGGUUUACCUGCAUGAUGCUGCAAGAGAUAUUGGAGUUACUGCAGUUCAUCUUUGUAGUUGUGUUCUCCACAUUUCUGUUCAACUGUGUGGACUAUUCUAUACUUUUUAGGGAUAAUUUUAAUAAUUCAACUACUCACCAAAAGAUCUCUCUAAGUGAUGCUGUGUUACCAAUGAAUGAAUGUAUAGCAAAUUUAGGUGCAUUAACAUGGGUCUGCAUUUUGGUAGCUGUGAUAUUUUGGAUCCUUCGUGCAAUCAAGGUUAUGUACCAUCUGUUCCAUUUUUGGGAUAUUAAGCAGUUUUUUAACACAGCGCUUAAGGUAAAUGAUAGUGAUUUAGAUAAUUUGACGUGGCAUGAAAUCCAGCGCAAAGUGCGAGAAGUGCAGCUAGAACAGCAGAUGUGUAUUCAUAAACGUGAUCUCACCGAGCUGGACAUCUAUCAUAGGAUUCUCAGGUUUAAGAACUACAUGGUAGCCAUGGUUAACAAGUCCUUGCUUCCUGUUAGACUGCAUCUACCUUUUCUUGGAGAAGUUGUAUUCCUCACUAGAGGCCUGAAAUACAACAUCGAGUUGCUGCUUUUCUGGGGACCAUGGGCGCCAUUUGAAAAUAACUGGCAUCUGAAAGAAGACUAUAAAAAAGGCGGCAGACGAAAAGAUUUAGCCCAACAUUUAUCAAAGCAUAUAUUGUGGGUUGGAAUUGCAAAUUUUUUAUUGUGUCCACUCAUUUUGCUGUGGCAAAUCCUGUAUUCUUUCUUCAGUUAUGCAGAGGUUAUAAAAAGGGAACCAGGUAGCUUGGGUUCACGCUGCUGGUCCCUUUAUGGCAGACUGUAUCUUCGUCAUUUCAACGAAUUGGAUCAUGAACUGAAUGCACGUCUGAAUCGUGCGUAUAGGCCAGCAUCCAAGUAUAUGAAUAUUUUCACAUCUCCUCUUAUGACCAUUAUAGCACAAAAUGUGGCAUUUGUGGCUGGUGCAUGUCUUGCUGUAUUACUGAUCCUGUCUGUAUAUGAUGAAGAUGUUAUAACAGUUGAACAUGUAUUGACAGCCAUUACAGUACUGGGAGCAAUUGUGGCUGGAAGCAGGGUGUUUAUACCAGACGAGAAUUUGGUGUGGUGUCCAGAGAAGCUUCUGACUGCUGUGUUGGCACAUGUCCACUAUCUGCCUGACAGCUGGAGAGGACAGGCCCAUACAAACAGAGUGCGUGAAGAGUUCUCUCAGCUGUUCCACUACAAAGCAGUUUAUCUGCUGGAAGAACUGUUGUCCCCAGUUAUUACUCCAUUCAUCCUCUGUUUCCACUUACGCUCAAAAUCUCUGGACAUCGUUGAUUUCUACCGCAACUUCACAGUAGAAGUGGUGGGAGUGGGGGAUGUCUGCUCAUUUGCGCAGAUGGAUGUCCGCCGCCAUGGCAACCCGGCAUGGCAGACUAAUUUAGCGUCUCCUCCUGGUCCAGCUGAACUGAUGCAACAUGGGAUGCACACAGUUGUUGACCAAGAUGCGCAGGCAGAGGAUGGAAAAACAGAACUCUCAUUGGUCCAUUUUACAUUGACCAAUCCUGAGUGGCAGCCACCUGCAGAUGCAGAAAAUUUUGUUGCAGCCCUUCGAUCACAAGCAAGAAGAGAUGCAAAUCAGCUGUUAGGCACUACAGGUGUUGGUGCUGUUAAUCCACUUUACUCAUCACUGCAUUCAGUGUCAUCCCUUGGGGCAGGGUUCAGCAGUCUUGUGGCAAGUGUAUUCCGAGGUAACACAGCUGCUUUGGCAGCUGGAGGACUGAUGGAUUCAUCCGUGGGAAUGAUGCCUCUGUUUUCUACUGGUACUGUACUGAGCAACAUGGGUUCUGGGGCAGCAGGAGAUAGACUUCAUGGUCUUGCUGAACCCAUGGUAUUUUCCCCUACUGUACGUGGUGGAUUGAGUCGUGCUGAAGGACCAAUUCACUCUUCAGACCGGGGAUUGUUGUACAGUUUGCAGCAAGGAUUGCCCACAAACUCUGUAGGAAAUUCUAUGUUUGGGACGGGGCCAGACAUGGUUCCAGAGACAGAUCCUCUGGAGUUCACUGCUGCAGAUAUGAGCCUCAGCACUUUAUAUCUGCAUGAACUGCACCACCGUCAGGUACACCGCAGAGGCUACCAGGACCCUGGUUUGAGCCGGUCUGUGUGGCAGAGGCCUCACCAAGAUAUGCCUGGUAUCAGGGAACUUGGUGAUGAAUCAGGGGAUAUGACUCGACAUGCAGAGAGAACUCCUUUAUUAGAUGCAGCCACUAAAUCUGCAAGGACUUCAUAGCAGGUUGUGAGAUAGUUUCAAAUCAAAAUGUUAGUUUAAUGACAGUGUUUUAAACAUGACAAAGGAAAGUGCCAGACAGUUAAUCAUAAAGAACAAGAUAUUAUGUGAAGUCAGGUAGAAUCCCAAUGAAGCACUUGGUGAUAAUGGGACAUAAUGAUCAGCAUUGCUUCAAGGGGAUCCCAUGUCAGCACACUUGAAGAUUCAAAGCUGCAACAACGAGAUUGCCAAUUAAGAAAGAUGUCUUUAUAGGAAUUACCAUAUUUUCAUGCAAAAUUUUUAUAUUUUCAAUAUUUAUUUUACUAUCAAAAAGUUAGAGAAAGUCCCUGUGUUUUGUUAAGCACCAUACCAUAAUUUUAAGUAGCACAGUUUGAAACUAUUUUACAUUUGUCCCAUAUAAUAUAAGAAAUGCAAAUCAUCAUACUAUUUGCAAUUGUUAAUAUAUAAAAAUUUUAAUGAAAUUUUAUGUGUGUUUAUUAUUUGUCUUCAUUCAAAAUUUUAUAUAAUUGGCUCCAGUGGUUCAUUCAUUAUAACCAUCACAUCAAAAGCUAGAUAUAGGUUUUGCAUGGUUGCCAGGUUUUGGAACAAAUGUUGCAUACUUCUCAGAGAUCUUUAACUAACUAACGAACUUUGUAAUGUGUAACUUUGGCUUUUGCAUGUGAGCCAUAUCUGAUGUUGAGUAUUAACCAAAAUUUUGGAAAACAUUACAUUUUCCGUCUUCAUGAUGAAUAUAUGUUGGGAUGAGUUUUGAAAGCCUUGAUGUAGGGUAGGCCAUAAGUAGCAAGUGAGAUUUUAUGGUGAUGAUUGGUGGAGUGGAGGAGUGGGCCAUUGCCUAUUGCCUAAUGGGAGAGUAGCAUAUGGGAAAAUGUUUUAUGGAUACAUGGUGAGAAAAGGAGGUGAUGGAAGAGGUUCUGUGACUGUGUUAGGUGGGAACUGAUUUCCAGUGAUUAUGUAGAAAGGACUGGAGGUGAAUCUUAGAACAUGACGUUUGGAGGAAUGUCCUUAUCUGUUAUAGAAGUCAGAAUUGUAUUACUGCACCCACAAGAGCCAGCCAUAGUACCCUACUCUGAGCCAGGUGAAUCCGGGUCACAUUCAGAAACCCUUCUUCAUUAGAAUACUUUUUUAAUGUCCUCCCAACAACGCCCAGUUCAUCCAAGUCAUCUCAUUCUUUCAGGUAUUCAUAUUGCAAUUUUGUAUGAGUUUCUUAUCUGUCUCGUACAUGCUAUAUGCCCUGCUCAUCUCUACUGCCUCUUUUUCAGCCUAAAAUAUUUUGUGAAGAGUACAUAUGACGAAGUUCUCAUUAAACAACUUUUUCCAGCCCACUGUCAUUGUUUUGGGUUCACAUAUUGUCCUUGGCAGCAUGUUGUUGGGCAUUCUCUGUUUGUUUUACUCUGGUAGAAGCAAAGACUUGAUUCCCCAUAAAGAGUAGAUAAUCUAAAUAUUAAAUUUAUAAAAAGCCUUUUUGUUGGGUGUUGGCUAUGGUGUUAAAAUAUAGUUCCUGUGAAAUAGUCUGUACUGCUUUACUGUUAUAUUUUUUCUUAAGUACAGUCAAGUUCCUAAAUGGAAUUCUCUUGAUUUUAGUAGAUGAAGGUCUUUUAAACUAAUACUGCUUCAUGUUGGUGCUAUAACUCAGAUGUUCUUGAAGUAUAUUGUAUAAUAAUGUUGUUAAGUUGUGUAAAACAGAAUAGAAAUAUAUUUUGGGUUAGUGCUUCCUAGCCUGAAUGUACAUGCUGGUUCUAACAGCAGUGUGUUAUGGGAAAUAAUUUUUUUCUUUUAAUUUUCGGUGUGAAAUUAAUUUAAAAAAUCCUUUCAGAAUUAUGAUAUACUGGUGCCUUGCAUGUAACUUAAAAGACUUUUACAUUACUACCAUUUAGGAACUAUGGAAGUUAUUAGCCAGGAUUUCUAAGUCUCUAAAGUGACUAGUUUCUUACUGAUUUGUAGAAAGGAAGAAACUUUUCAACUUAUUGAUGUUGUCACACCCCUAACAGUUGAGGGAGGUACAUAUUUAAGAGCAGUGCAGUAACAGGAUUGUCUUACCAACCUUAUGCCAGGAAAUGUGGUAAUUCCAAACUUUGUACACAUACAUGGUGGAAAUUUUUCUAUUAAUAUUACAACUUGUUUGAUUUGUAAGCCUUCAGACAAUUUAUGCCACUCUUUAUGGCCACAGUAACACUUGUUUAUGAAUUGACUUUCUCGUUCCAGUAAUGCUGUUAAUUUGACAAAGAAUAGGAAUCUCCACAUGCUGAUUUUGUCAUUACAAACUGACUGUGAAUCUUAUGUAUACAUUUGUAUACUUUGUUACUGUCACUGAGAUACUUGGUAUCUGUAAGAUUUCUUUCAUGUGGACAACACUUCUUAUAAAUGCUAAAUCUAUUUAUCACAGAGUGUAUCACAACCUUAUGAAGAGUUGGUGUGAGUUAAAUUUUUAAUAAAGGGAAAGGACAGAAAUAAUAAGAAAAUGCUGUCUUUCACAUUUUACAAUAGUAGAAAAUAUCAAAUGCAUCAUAUCAAAUGUGUGUUCUCAUUUCCUAUACAAGAGAACAACUUUUUUAUAUUCUUUGUGAUACUUAUAAUAUAAAUUAUAAGAAGACAAGGAUUGUAAGAAUUUACACUAAAGGGAUCUUGUAUUUAAUUACAUUAUUCUAAUUUGUGUUAUAUCACACUUAACACAAUUUUGUUAUUUUUCACCUAUUUGUUGACAUCAAUUAGAAAUAUUAAGUAGAAACAGGUUGCCGGGGUACAGACUGUCCUUGUGAUACCUUCAGUUUGAUGGUAGUUUAAAAAAUUUCAAACCUUAUACAUCUUACCUUUAAACAGCAUGAUUAUUCUAUUUUAAUUUAAAUUUAAGAUAUAAUUAUAAUAAUAUAAUGCAGUACUGGGUUUUUGUAUCAGUAUAUUAGCAGUGCUUGAAAAGAUGCAGAUGCAUAGAAAUUGAUUUAGUCCUAAUGUUAAAUUACUAAUCUUUUUGUAUGAUCUGGUUUGUUUUACUUUUCCACUUCACACCUUGACUACACAAAUGAGGUUGUGAUAAACGUGUGGCCUUUGCAUAAAUUGGCAGUUUCUAACGACUUACUAGUAUAUGUCAUUAAUAAUAUUUUAAAUAGUCAUCACUUUGCAAAUUUUCCCUUUGUUUUACAAAUUGUAAAGCUGCUUUGUGGUCAUUCUAUAUGAAGAACACUUAUGUAAUGAAGACAGAAAAUUUGGUCCCCUGAAUUUUUCUGUGUGGAGGUUUCGCUGUGUGUUGGUAUGACUUUGUUUGAAGGAGUUCCGUUUGGAUGCCAUAUGUGUAAGUGGUCAUUGGUUUGAUAUGCUGUGUAGUUCUAGUCAUUCAUAUUAAACUAACCUCAGAGUUUGUGGAUUGAAAUGCCUAAUGGCAUUUAGUGAUGUUAGAACUGACAUUUGUGUACAAUACAUUUUUUAAGUUAACUGAAUUCUUAUGCUUGGAAUUUUCUAGCAGAGCAAACAUUAAACUGAAAGAAAAUACAUUAAGCAACAUUGUUUAUGCAUAUAAAUUUGCCGCUUGAUGGGAUUUGGGUUUGUCAUGGCGAUGAGUACAACAAUGUCUGUCUUCUGGGUUGUAGCAUCAUGUAGUUACCAACAUUUCAGAGGUCAUUUCUGACUCCAUUAUCAGGGUACCUGGAGGCAGCAAGGACUUCUGAAAUGUUGGUAAACUACCAGACUACAUGACACUACAACCCAGCAGACAACCAUCUGUGUUACUUGAUGUUUGUGUGACUUCAGAAUGCUAUAUUUCUGUCAUUAUGUCAAGGAAUUUACAUACAUCUACCUGACUACAAGAUUACUCUCCUUUACACGGAAGAUUUUUAAUUAAACAUAGUUUUAUUACUUGUCCAGUUACAAUUCAUAUGCACAAUUGUGUGGCACCAACAUAACUGUUUUCCCAUGUCUACAAAUAGUUUUAUGUUAGGUCUAACAGAAUGCUUUUCUGGUAAAACUUGCAGUUGUUAUUAGCCUCUUCAGCACACCUGAUGACCAUUAAUUUAAAACUAACAUCACAUACAUGAUUUCUGAAACUUAAACUUUAUAUAUUGUAAACCCUUUAAUCCUUUGAAGCACAAAUCUCUUACAUAUCAUUUUUAAAAAUUCAUUUUUAUCCUCAUGGAAGACAUAAAGCUUCUCUGUUACAAACAUCAAUUGGUUAAUACUCUUUAAGGAAAUAAUCACUGUUUAUUCUGAGAAAUUAUAAAUACACCCUGUAGCCAAAAUGGGAAGUUUUAAUGUUAAAGCAUUUUGUACUUGUAGUUACCAUUGUGCUUUGAAGGGUUAAAAAUGUAACUUGAAAUUAAUAUCCUCAGUUAUUUAUAAAUGUUCAGUAGUAGUACAUGCUUCAUAUAUAUAUGUUGUACCUGAAACCAGUUCUUAGCAAUCACCAAAAGGUGCACUGGACAUCCUGAGAAUACACCUUCUGGCAACUGUGACAUACCUAGAAACUCUGAUGUUCAUAGAAUAUUAAUACAAGAAUAUUUUUGAAUAAUACCUGUGCUUCCAACAUAAUUUUCUUUUGUUGAGUAGUAUCAGACAUUGAAUACAGGGAUUCAAAUUGGAUGUCAUGUCAUUCCAGAAUGUUUUCUGAGGUCAGGGCUGUAGCGACAAAAAUAUAGAAUGAGAUAAAUUUCCAAUAAGUAUGGCAGUAAUAGUAAUAAAAGCCUAAUAGUUACAGCUUUUAAUCACAUUAGUGCAACUUUUGAGAUACACCACAGUUUCCAGAGGCCUGUCUCUCUUCCCACAAUAUUGAAUCAUGUUGUGGUUUUUUACACAUUUAUUCAUAUACAAGUAUUAUUGCCUAUUUAAAAUUAAAAUGGAAGUAAAAAAAUAUUGUCUAAAAGUUGAUUAAAUACAGUAUGUAUGUUAUAUAGUGCUGAUGUGGGCUAGGGAUGGGAUUUCAUUUAGCUUUUUCACUUUGUACAAUUGCAAGAGUACAAACUAUUUUUGUGAAGAUAUGUUUAGUUAAUUUAAUUGUUUCAUAUGUUUUUCAUAAGGACAGAAUCAAAAUGAAAUCAACACUACAAGUCCAUUCAAAAAAUGUACAUAAACACAAGACAAAAUGUGCCACAAAUCAAAAAGCACAAUACAUUUUCAACAAGCCUCUAUUUACAUCCAUUAUGUUGUUAUUAAACAUGGAACCUAAUACUAUAGGUAUAACUUCUAAUUACACAGUUUGUGUAUAACUGAAUUAAGAAGGUUAUCAUUUACAUUAAAGAUUCUCUUUUUUU